Loa loa (African eye worm) is the source of this 912-nucleotide messenger RNA. RefSeq lists its product as hypothetical. Gene Ontology annotation, molecular function: protein binding. The record is from RefSeq and is a predicted model, not a curated record. The coding region runs from base 1 to 912 and encodes 303 amino acids. Gene Ontology annotation, biological process: regulation of DNA-templated transcription. The transcript is spliced from 6 exons. NCBI's taxonomy places the organism in Eukaryota, Metazoa, Nematoda, Chromadorea, Rhabditida, Onchocercidae.
AUGAAAGAUGAAUGUAUUUUAUCACGAACAGAAGCGGCUUGCAUGGCUGGUGUAGGUCGUGGCCCAAAUGGUAUUGAUGAAUUACGAGCGCUAUCGUCCAACGGUACUAACAAUGUCGAUCGAUGGUAUACCGUGGAACAGUUCGAAAGAGAUCAUGUCAUUGAAAUACUCGAAAAGCUUGAACAAGGCGAUCUAGAAGACGAAAUAUGGGGCAAAAUUAUUUUAAUGGAAAAAUGCAGAUGUCUUGCAAAGGCAUAUUUGAGAAAGACAACAGUGAUAAUCGAUGGUAGUAUCGAUGAGUAUGAUGGUACCACACUUGGUUUUAAUCAUUUCGAAAGCUUUGAUCAUGAUAAAGACAGCAGUGACAUUCGGCAUAAAAUUGGCGAUGGUGUGAUCAUAAAGAUGGAUGGAAACGGCAAUAUUAAAGCCAUGGCACGGGGCUUGGCCCCAGUGAUUGUGCAAGGAUGGAAUGACUUGACAUCGAACUGUAUUCCUGAACAAUUGAUCGCUCAGAAGGGUCGUCUGAAGACCAUAAAAGAUCGCUUUAAGGGUAUUACUGAUCAACAACGAGUUGAAAAAAUAUUUGAUAUGCGCUUGUUUAAUUCGGCAGUUGAACGUGAGUUGAAACAACCGGAACCGAAUAUACCGGAACUUUUGCUAAGGACUUGCAUUCGAAUAGCACUGGUAAAAGAUUCGGGAAUGAAUGCAUUAAAAACUCCUUGUUGGUUUAUGAUUGUUAAUUUAGUGGCAUUGGAUGUACUACGCAGCAAAUUACCCAUUCUACAUUCAAUACCUGGCAUACAGUAUCAUUCGUUCCGCAAUAAUAGUGCCGUAACUUCGGUACCAUCAAAAAUUCAAUCCACUGCAAAGUCGACUGAAAUAUUCCGUUCAUGCACAAAACAGUACGACUAA